Messenger RNA from Stylophora pistillata, 2049 nucleotides. RefSeq lists its product as uncharacterized. Gene Ontology annotation, biological process: signal transduction. NCBI's taxonomy places the organism in Eukaryota, Metazoa, Cnidaria, Anthozoa, Scleractinia, Pocilloporidae. Gene Ontology annotation, molecular function: protein binding. The record is from RefSeq and is a predicted model, not a curated record.
UUCAUUUUAAAAAAUAAAGUCAAUGUUGUUGUUGUUAAACACAUGCCGUGGGAACAAUUAAGAUUCAUUGUAUUGGCUGAUUGAUUGAAUUCAAUCAUCUGGUGUAAACAGGGGUGACAGAAAGCAUUAGUAACAGGGCUCUCAAGUUGAUUUGGUUACCUAGAGUGAUAUUCAGUGCUUUCGAUAGGAUUUUAACUAGAGUCUACCUCAGAAAAGCACCUGCCGAAGAAUAAUAUGAAAAACAAUUUCCUUCUCAUCGUGACUAUUUUGUUUUUGUUUUUUUUUGUUUUUUUGUUUUUUUUUUCCUGAGUGAAUUAACAUACAGAGAAGCCUUGCUUGACUGUGCUCUAUCACGCUAGAAGUAGCUAGAGCACCAAAGAAGUGUAGGGAGAAACAUGAGACGUGAUCAUGCUCUAUACUCACCUAAAACACACCACAGCACAAACAAGAGUCGCAUUUCGGGAUUGUUUAGAGCUGUAGGUGCCCACUAUUGUAACCACUUUACAAUCAUGUUUCUCCAUGGUGCAGCUAAACACAAGCUUGAUGAAGACUGCAAGCUUGGUAACCUGUAUGCUGUGCAAGGAGCUGAGGAGUUUUGUGUUCAAAAAGGGACACUUGUAAGGCCUCCAAAAAAACGGCUACAAUCAGUUUUGAAAGAGGCAUAGCAAAUUUUGAGGAGCAUGAUUUUCCUAUGUGGUAUAAUUGGUGGAAGAAAAAGGUCACUCAGGAUGAAGAUUUGAUUGAAGCAAAUCACAAAUUUGAAGUAGAACCUGUUUUUGACCUGACAAUUUUUAAUGUUGCAUUUGCAAAGGGAGUACACAAGGAAGAGUUGAUUAACUUGUGUCUUGAUCAAACCAAUGAAAAGAUCAGCCAAUUCAAUCAGAAACGGUUAACUAAACAUGGCAUUCAUGCUGUAAGCUUAGAUGGAUCUCUUCAGUGUGGAUUCAGCAGUGUGGUCGCAAAGACAACAUUGGUGUCAUAAUGGCUAUUAACACCACACUAGGAUCACAUGACAGGCCACCUUCUGAGCUCAUGAAAGCAGUCAACAAGAAUAUUUACUAUUUUGUGUUGGCUGUUAUUAAUGCUGAUCUGCGCAAAGUUUUUCCAAGUGAACCUGACAAGAAAGAUAGAAAGAAUAUAGACUGUGAGCCAUCAUCAUCAUCAUCAUCAUCAUCAUCAUCAUCAUCUUCAGGAGAGGAAGAUGAUGAUGAGCUAAUGAAGGAGACAAGAAGGCGUAUGGAGACAAAAAAGUUAAGAGAUAAGAGUGAAAAGAGUACGAGGUCUCCGCUGGUAAGAGGGAAAAGGCAUAGAAAUACACCCACUGAAAUGAUGAGAAGAGGGAAGAAACAAAAAAGUAAGCAAGAGUUGAUCCCUCUUGAUGAUGAUUAUGAUGAUGAUGGUGGCAAUAGUGUUGAUGAUGGUGACAAAGGGGACAACGGUGACGGUGAUUAUGGUGAUGACGAUGGCUGCAGUGUUAGUAGUAAGAGGGAUCAAGAAGGUGAGGAGGAUGACAGUGCUUCUGAGUGGAAACCCUCACAGGAGUCUGCAUCCCCAGGGAAUUGUAGUCCUUACCUUCACUCAGAACCCAGCACCAGCAGAUCAGAAACUCCAGCCAAGAUACAAUUCAGGCAUGAAGCACAUAAACAACAAGUCAAACAAGGCACACCUAGCGAUGAUGAAUUGGAACAUCUUGCCUCUGGGCUUGGUAGUGCGUGGAAAAAGCUAGGGCGCCGCUUGGGAAUCAAAGAUCCAAAGCUUGAAGAAAUUAGCCAAUCAAACGAGGCUUUAUCUGAAAAGGGAUAUCAAAUGCUCAGGCAUUGGAGGGAAGAAAAAGGUUCACUCGCAACGUACCACAUUUUGGGUCAAGCAUUACAGCAUGAGCUUGUGAAUCUGCGAGAGUUAUCGGAAAAGUUUUGCUAUGAGAAACAAUAACUGGAAUGUGUCCCUAGAGUGUAUGCAGAGAUUGCAUAUUUUGUAUGUAAAAUAUGUAAUGGAAACUAGAAACUGCCAUAGCAAAUGAAGUAUAGCCUUUGAAUUUUUAAACGCAAA